AGAAAAUUGACAAUAGCUUCCUUUCUUCAAUGAUCUAAACCAAUUACCUGGCACCCUGGCGCUAGAUUCCAUGAACAGUCGAUAGUCCAGGGCCUGACCAGAAUAGCCCCUGAAGUCAAAUAUCUAAACCAAUCACUUGGCACCCCUGGCGCUAGCGACAAACAAUAGUCCGUACGCAUCGAGCCUCACAAGAAUACGACGUGUUAUGGGUAAGUUUGCCCCGGGGUCAGGUAUCCGUGCUCACUUAGGGGGCGAAAACGUUUGCUCCAGACUGCGUUGCUUCGCAUAGUCAGUAAUCUAAAUCAAUCACUUGGCAAGGGCAGGUGGAAUGCUGGAUAAUAAAAAGCACCAUGUUCCUCGUCAAGAAAUAAUCUUGCACAGGCGAGCAAAGAUAAAUCCUGUGGCAAGCCGGUUUCUAUCCAGUGCAACAUGUUGCUUCAUCACUUCCUGGCGCUGACAGCGUCAUUCAGCCUAGCCUCUGCCAAAUGCGUUAGCCGAACCACCGGCGGCCCGGACAACACCAUCAGUUCGGCCAGCACCGGCAGCCCGGUCAGCACCGACGUCCCCGUCAGCACCGAAGACAACCCGGUCAGCACCGACAGCCCGUCCAGCACCGACAGCCCGUCCAGCACCGCCAGCCCGCAAGCCACCCAAAUAUGUCAAGCCUACGGAUCUAGGUCGUCGCAAACUGAAGCAAUCCUCACUUCUACCCUGCUUGUCGACAAUAGCUUCAGCGGAUGCAGUGCGCUUUGCAGCACGACAUCGGGUUGUCAGAGUUUCUCUAUCCAAAUCGAAACCGGCGGCGCGUGCAGCCUGUACGACAGCGUUCUAUACACAGAUUUCAUUCCAGGCUCGAGCGGUCCGACCAUCUUUUUCGAUGCUGACUGCCCGGAGCCUGUGGUCUCGGGACCCUCUAUAUCUCCGUACACGCCGUCCACUACCUACGCUUCUGUGCCCACCGCCCCGGGAUCAGUAGCGACAUUCUCUGCAUAUGUAUCCCCGACCAUCUUGUCAACAGACAGUCCGCCAUAUACUCCAACCGGUCCGCGGGAGACGCCGACCGAUGACAACGAAUUCAUCGCGACGUACACAUACACCGAGUUCCAACUCACCGUGGAGGCCACGGGAUCACCGCCAAUCACGACUGGCGUCCCUCAUCCUACCGGGACGGACUUACCAGAUCUGCCGUGCAUGGUAUCGCCAGGGCCGCAGGCACCGUUUAGCGUUCUCAACGAAAACUUCUUGCCCAUGGUCAGCAGGACCAACUCGAUUGGUCCUCUGUUACAGCCCACUGAAGCGCCUGCUGCGGAUGACCCCAUCCUCAACCCGGAGACGUUCACCUUGCCUGCCUUUUAUCUCCAAGCGCCCGCAGGCGUUUCGGGUGUGUAUGACCUGGUAUAUGAUGGGGAUACACCUCAAUAUGUCGGCAUGACCACCGACGGAGAGGUUGUUCUCGUGGACGCGUCGACAGGACCGACUUUCAAUGGUGGCAAUGUUGUUACAUCCAUCUUCAACGUCGACUGCCUCGGCGCCAUCCACAUCACAUACGGCGGCUCGAGCUACACGUGGUCCACGGAUGGACAGUCGUGCACAAUAGUGCAAGCGUCGACGCCCUCGAACAACAUGAAGGCCCUUCCCGUCACCAUCCCUGAGGUCCACGAACUGCUCAAGGACCGCAAGCGUACGCAGGAGCUUGCGGAGACGCUCAUGAGGCGGGCAAAGCUGCAAGAGCGGGUGAAUGCGGAUUUCAACGCCCCGCAGUGUCCCUCUACGCCUCCCGGCCUGGUCUCCAAGACAAAGCAGGGCUAUGAGAUGGACCAAGGCAACUUCUGCGACAACCCUCACCUCUCCGAGUACUGGGGACUCAGUCCAUUCUCUUUCGACGGAUCCUGCAUACUUCAGAGUCUUUGCUACGAUCAGUGCGAGGAUUUCAGCUGGGUGGGUUGCAACGCCAUCUUCGCCUACUCGAUGCUUCUCUCGUGCGCGAAAAACUUUGAGAACUGGUGGGAGGUGCUAGAGGCCGUCGCCUGUGCUGCGCAAGCAGGCUACUUCACGGGCGUCGCUGCAACUCAAACGGGUCGCGAUCUCUACUACAAGGCUCAGGACUCCAUGUGCUACUGCUUCUGCUCCAACCCUCCUGAUACGUGCGUCUUCACCGAUGGCUCUUUCUACUGUGCUGAUAUACACGGCACCGACAACAACAACUGCGGCAACUGUGGAAGGCAGUGCGGCGCGAACUCGGCCUGCCAUGGUGGAGUCUGCGGAUGCCCACGAGACCAGUGCGGUACAACAUGCCUCGACUUGCGCAACAACCCCAACAACUGCGGCCGCUGUGGCAACGUCUGUGACCCACAGUACUGCAUCGGCGGCGAAUGCUACGUGCCAAGCCCGGACGAGUGCGCACCCGAGCAAAGCGUCACAAACUACAUGUUCGACACGUUCACGUCCACAUGGGCCAACUGGACCAUGGCUGCCUACCCGGGUUCCACCCUGGGAACUGACAUUGUGUUUGGGGCCAGCCGGUACACCCCGCAGACCGGAAGCACUGUCUACGCACUUUCGGUGACGAUGAAUGACUUGCCGGCCGGGGGCCGUCAUGCGGCCGUGACUCAGAAGAAGGUCAAGAUGUGCCCGGGUUUCGUGUACGAGCUCACCUUCAGCAUGGGUUACGUCAACCAAGUCAAUGACGGCGCGGUUACCAGCAACGCCGACUGUACGGCACGGUGGUUGACUGGACCGCCGAGCGCCUGGAACGUCAACGACAAUUUCCAAUCCUCGGCCAGCUAUUCGAUCGGGGCGAGUAACCCUACCUACGCGACAUUUGGACCGUGGACUCUCAACGUAAAGGACGGCGACGCGGGAGUGACCAAGAACAAGGCGAACCUUUACAUUGACUUGACGGCUGUUAUUUCCUGCAACACCCCUCUCGGCGGCACUGGUCAUUUCAUUAUCACCGACGUGGAGAUGAAGCCGGUGCGUCAAGUGACGAAAAGAUCUCCUACGAUCGGUGAGCAAACGGCCGGUCUUGCCUUGGAGCAACGAGGCAGCAGUGCUACCAACAUUUCAGCGGCACUGGCGCCCUAUUAUCCGGCCCAGGGAGAGGGUGAAGAGCUCGUUGAGACCUUCAACUUGGGUCCCGCCGUGAAGGGGAGAAGGAGCUGGGCCGCUGGCUCGGUGUAAUUUUGGCCCGUGACAACUAUACAGUAGUUAUCCUUUGUGUAGACAUUCAUUUCAUGUGUAUCAGUUAUUAAUAUAAUUACUCUCCGGGCCAUUCUUCAGCUCGCGAUAG
Molecule: messenger RNA, 3289 nt
Organism: Phialemonium atrogriseum
Lineage: Eukaryota; Fungi; Ascomycota; Sordariomycetes; Cephalothecales; Cephalothecaceae
Product: apple-like protein
Exons: 4
Coding region: 430-3180 (916 amino acids)
Source: RefSeq, a predicted model, not a curated record